Trichomonas vaginalis G3 is the source of this 1044-nucleotide messenger RNA. Its product is annotated as LP04239P family. Lineage: Eukaryota; Parabasalia; Trichomonadida; Trichomonadidae. The transcript has a single exon. The record is from RefSeq and is a predicted model, not a curated record. The annotation marks the transcript as partial.
ACUCUCUGCCAACACUCCCCCACAGCAACAACUCUCUGCCAACACUCCUCUUCAACGCCAACUCUCUGCCAAUACUCCUCUUCAACGCCAGCUCGCUGCCAACACCUCGGCACAGCAACAACUCUCUGCCAACACUCCCCCACAGCAACAACUCUCUGCCAACACUCCUCUUCAACGCCAACUCUCUGCCAAUACUCCUCUUCAACGCCAGCUCGCUGCCAACACCUCGGCACAGCAACAACUCUCUGCCAACACUCCCCCACAGCAACAACUCUCUGCCAACACUCCUCUUCAACGCCAACUCUCUGCCAAUACUCCUCUUCAACGCCAGCUCGCUGCCAACACCUCGGCACAGCAACAACUCUCUGCCAACACUCCCCCACAGCAACAACUCUCUGCCAACACUCCUCUUCAACGCCAACUCUCUGCCAAUACUCCUCUUCAACGCCAGCUCGCUGCCAACACCUCGGCACAGCAACAACUCUCUGCCAACACUCCCCCACAGCAACAACUCUCUGCCAACACUCCUCUUCAACGCCAACUCUCUGCCAAUACUCCUCUUCAACGCCAGCUCGCUGCCAACACCUCGGCACAGCAACAACUCUCUGCCAACACUCCCCCACAGCAACAACUCUCUGCCAACACUCCUCUUCAACGCCAACUCUCUGCCAAUACUCCUCUUCAACGCCAGCUCGCUGCCAACACCUCGGCACAGCAACAACUCUCUGCCAACACUCCCCCACAGCAACAACUCUCUGCCAACACUCCUCUUCAACGCCAACUCUCUGCCAAUACUCCUCUUCAACGCCAGCUCGCUGCCAACACCUCGGCACAGCAACAACUCUCUGCCAACACUCCCCCACAGCAACAACUCUCUGCCAACACUCCUCUUCAACGCCAACUCUCUGCCAAUACUCCUCUUCAACGCCAGCUCGCUGCCAACACCUCGGCACAGCAACAACUCUCUGCCAACACUCCCCCACAGCAACAGCUCUCUGCCAAUACUCAGCCUCAGCCUCACCCAUCUGUGUCUAUUCCCCUUAA